AUGUCUAUUCGAUCUGCAGGAUACUCUGUAAACGAAGAUAUUCUAUUAUGUAGAAUGCAUUUAGAUGUUUCUCAAGAUCCAAUAACUGGUGUCAAUCAAUCCAGAGAUCAAUUUUGUGGUCGAGUCGUAGAUGCAUACAACAAUACAAAGGAAGAUUUUUGGGAGAGUCACACCAAGAAAUCGUUGCAACACCGAAUGCAAAUGAUUGAGAAGGCAAUAAGAAAAUUAAACGGAUGUGUACGUCAAGUAGAAAAUUUGCAUCCUAGUGGUGCUUCUGAGCAGUAUAUUUGUACACAAGCAAAAGCUUUACUUAUGCAAGAUCCGAACUUCAAAAAGGGUUUUAAAUUUGAUCAUGUGUGGGUUAUAAUGAUGGAAUUUGAGAAGUUUAACGAUGUCGAUUUUGGAAGGAAAAAACCAAGAAAGCAAGGCUAUGAUAAUAUAUCAUCGGAGUCUGAGAAUCCUACCCCCGAUUCACCCAAUCUAUCAUUUCCUAACUUAUCAUUAUGGGUCUUAGACUCCGAAGAUAUAUUAGCAUAG
Messenger RNA from Nicotiana attenuata, 537 nucleotides. RefSeq lists its product as uncharacterized. Bases 1 to 537 code for a protein of 178 amino acids. NCBI's taxonomy places the organism in Eukaryota, Viridiplantae, Streptophyta, Magnoliopsida, Solanales, Solanaceae. The record is from RefSeq and is a predicted model, not a curated record. The transcript is spliced from 2 exons.